GACAAAAACGAAAAAAAUAACACACACACAACGCACAUCAAUCAAUCAAUGACAACAAAACAAAACCCCGAAAUCAGAAAAGACACAAUAAACAACCGGUUCGUGAUUUUGUCUCCCGCACGAUCUCGCAGACCAUCAGACUUCAAAUCAAAAUCCAAACCCGAAUCAUCAAACGGGUCAAGCUCCAAUAACGCCACGUGUCCAUUUUGUGCAGGAAAUGAACACCAAUGUGCCCCAGAAAUAUUCCGGUCACCGGAAGAUUCUUCUUCUGAUUGGAAAGUACGUGUGAUUGAGAAUUUGUAUCCCGCACUUAGUAGAGACAUUGAAGCUAAAGCUGAUGAUUGUGAUCAGAUGAAAGAAGGAAAUUUUAUUCGAACCGGGUUCGGGUUUCAUGAUGUUGUGAUUGAGUCGCCGGUUCAUUCGGUUCACUUGCCGGAUUUAUCGGAAGAGGGGGUUGGAGGUGUUUUACUUGCUUAUAAGAAGAGGCUUUUACAGCUUUUUGAUGUUGACUCGAUUAGCUAUGUGCAGGUUUUCAAAAACUACGGUGCCUCAGCUGGGGCUUCAAUGAGUCAUUCACACAGUCAAAUUUUAGCUCUCCCGGUUAUUCCGACCACUACCUCUACUCGUCUCGACAGCAUGAAAAUGUACCAUCAUCAGACAGGAAAGUGUAUUCUUUGUGACAUUCAGGCAGACAAUUUAUUAAUUGAUAAAUCGACCCAUUUCAUGUCCAUCGCCCCAUUUGCUUCAAGUUUUGCUUUUGAGACAUGGAUUGUUCCUCUCUAUCAUUCCUCUCACUACCAUGAAAUUCAUGAAGAUAAGGCUAUGGAUCUUGGGGGACUACUGAAACUUACUCUUCAAAAGUUAUCCUUGCAGUUGAAUGACCCACCAUAUAACUUGAUGAUUCAUACAUCUCCUCUUCGGGUCACUUCCUUGCAAUUACCUUACGCUCAUUGGUAUAUACAAAUUGUACCUCAGUUAUCAACAGUUGGUGGAUUUGAAAUGGGAACAGGGUGCUACAUAAACCCCGUAUUUCCAGAGGAUGCUGCAAAACUCCUUCGGGAGGUAGAGGUUCCAAAGAAGGGUUAAAACUAUAGUAGUUUCAUGUUACUUGUAUUUAAAGAGAACAACUGUUUAACAUUUCAUAGCUUGUAUUUGACUAUUUGUAACUAAAAGCAUUAUGCUUAUCAUAAUAAAAAAGAAAAAUUGAGACA
This is a messenger RNA of Erigeron canadensis, 1211 nucleotides long. Its product is annotated as ADP-glucose phosphorylase. Gene Ontology annotation, molecular function: zinc ion binding; UDP-glucose:hexose-1-phosphate uridylyltransferase activity. Bases 49 to 1086 code for a protein of 345 amino acids. NCBI's taxonomy places the organism in Eukaryota, Viridiplantae, Streptophyta, Magnoliopsida, Asterales, Asteraceae. The transcript has 3 exons. Gene Ontology annotation, biological process: beta-D-galactose catabolic process via UDP-galactose, Leloir pathway. The record is from RefSeq and is a predicted model, not a curated record.